AUGGACAUUCGUGUCAUGCUGAACCCAGACAGUACCGAGGAGCAGCCACAUAAAAGAAGACGGAUCUCUCCUCCGAAAAGUGACGCACCGGGAAACGCGCGAUCUUCUGCCCGCGGGCGGCGCAGCGAUCGCGACACGCACAAAAAGCGCAGGCUGCAGAGAGAAAGCCCAGACACAGGCCGCAGCCAUCCUUCCAAGCACGGAGCGAACCCCAGUACGCCGAAGCGUCGUCACAAGAAGACACCCUCCACGAGCAGCGCCUCCUCCUCGGGCAUGUCCCCCGCCAGGCUCCUCCUGUCCCAGGCGCGCGAGACCGUCCAGCGGGACCCAGGGAGCAGGCCGCAUGGCCGGAAGCCGUUCAUCAUGGAUGUCAUCCUGGACGCGCUCCCGCCGCCGACGGAGUUUCGCGAGGACAUCCUCAUGGAAGCGCUGGAGCGGAGCGAGCGCUCGGGCCUCCUGCCAUCUCCGCGGCGCACGUAUGCGUUCAAGGAUAGGGACAGCCUGGAUGCGUAUUGGGCCGAUCAAGAGCUGAUAUGGAAGGACGCGUACCAUGGGGACCAUCUCUCGGAGACGUCUUUGACUCGGGCCAAGGUGUCUGCGGAACGGUCAACUGCUAUGUGGACCUGUUCAUCGGACGUCUCAUCAGACAAUGAACAGAAUCCCUUGUGA
This is a messenger RNA of Gloeophyllum trabeum ATCC 11539, 669 nucleotides long. RefSeq lists its product as uncharacterized. The transcript is spliced from 2 exons. NCBI's taxonomy places the organism in Eukaryota, Fungi, Basidiomycota, Agaricomycetes, Gloeophyllales, Gloeophyllaceae. The record is from RefSeq and is a predicted model, not a curated record. The coding region runs from base 1 to 669 and encodes 222 amino acids.